AUGUCUUUGCAUUACGAGAAAACAUGGGAGAAUUCAUGUUUUACAUCGUUCACUAUGCUUGAGUAUAUUUUAAAUAACCUUAAUAUUGAACUUGAUACAUUUAUCACGGGAAAUGUAUCUAUCAGCAGAGAACAAAUGAGGGUGGUACUUGAAAACACGCCAGAAAUAGAUUUACGCCCUCUCUGGAAAGGUGGGACAGGAAGAUGCACAUCCUUUUCUAUUCAUGUCGCCUCUCGUAUGAAGGAUGAUGAUCCCAGUACGAUAUUCCACUUUGUUGAACUUGAAGAACAUCACAGAGCGUGCUUUACGUCUACGGGGAUCAUCAUUGAUUCCAGUGCAAGAAAGCUACUUCAAACAAAGAAUGAAAAUCCUGUCUCUGGUAACUCAGGAUCAUGGAAACUUGAUGCGUCGUCAAAUACUCUUUUCUUCAAGAGUAGUAAGACCAAAGGCUUCAUUCCGUUCAAACCCUUAUCGGGUUACAUAGAGGCAAUACACCAUUGUAUCCUCCAACUCUGUGAUGAGAGUACCUUUCUUUGUUUAUUUCGAAUGAAACACCACGGCCGCAAUAAGUUCAACGGAAGAAUUAUAUGGCAGCCCUCUCGACGCCGGUUGUCGUGGAGCGAGUUCCGCCAUAACGAAACCACUAAGAAAGAUCAAUUUUACGAAUUGUCCGUCGACUUUUCUAACCCUUCUGGAGACGAAGAGGCUUUCAACAUCUACUGGAGUAAUUUCGAAGAGUUCUGCAAAAAGGGAGACCGGGCUGUUCAGUAUGAGGCAAUUCAGCCUUUCCUGUUGAACAUAUGGGCAGCUAGCCUUAAGCAAUUUGGCUACGGAAAUUGCCUCGAGGGAUGGAUAUAA
Messenger RNA from Trichophyton rubrum CBS 118892, 858 nucleotides. RefSeq lists its product as uncharacterized. NCBI's taxonomy places the organism in Eukaryota, Fungi, Ascomycota, Eurotiomycetes, Onygenales, Arthrodermataceae. The transcript has 3 exons. Bases 1 to 858 code for a protein of 285 amino acids. The record is from RefSeq and is a predicted model, not a curated record.